Molecule: messenger RNA, 553 nt
Organism: Mytilinidion resinicola
Lineage: Eukaryota; Fungi; Ascomycota; Dothideomycetes; Mytilinidiales; Mytilinidiaceae
Exons: 1
Coding region: 88-456 (122 amino acids)
Source: RefSeq, a predicted model, not a curated record
CUCCUGUCGUUUCACCACCUUCUAAUUGGCUCGGAGGGCUACUCCGGAGCUUCCGAUUCGCUCGCUUAACUUGCUCACUAAUUCCGAAUGCUCUCUCCAAAUGCGGCCUUGGUUACAAUCAAUUACAUCCUCUUCCUCUCCCUCUACAAUAUAGCAGCGCAUACAGCAGCGCAUACAGCAGCGCAUACAGCAGCGUAUACAGCAGCGUAUACAGCAGCGUAUACAGCAGCACCUACGGCUACACCUACGGCUGCACCUGCAGCUAAGAAGCGCGGCCGGCCGCUUAGUGCAAAGGAUAAGGUACCACGGAAAAAGCCACAAGCUCAGAAGCAAGAUAGUGCUCAGCCUCAUCCUCAGCCUCAUCCUCAGCUGCAGCUCAGCCGUAAGGAGCUCCUACGUCAGCUUGCGGCGUAUGAUGAAGAUAUUAAGGCGGAAAUUGAUCGAGAUAUUGAGUAGGUGGAGUCAGUGAUGCGAAGGGGCUAGGCUUGAUGCAAAGGAGCCGUAAUAAGGUGAGGUUUUGACAGGUUUGGCAUGCUUGUAGGCACGUAGGCAC